Macrosiphum euphorbiae (potato aphid) is the source of this 2151-nucleotide messenger RNA. NCBI's taxonomy places the organism in Eukaryota, Metazoa, Arthropoda, Insecta, Hemiptera, Aphididae. The record is from the annotation of a GenBank genome assembly.
AUGUCGGUACGUUUGUCUAGCGGGUGUCUGCCCGCAAAUGGUGAGAAACCACCUGCACCCUCGUCAGAUAAGAUCGAUUCCAAUGGUCAACAGAACAAUUUGCAGGACCAUCAACAACUGCAGCAACAACCUCGGAGUAAUAGUAUGGACUAUUUAAACUUCGAGGAGAAAAGACAAAUAAUUGCGUCUUCCUUGUCAUUAACGGACUUCUUGCACACUAGUGGUACAGCUACUACGCCCACAUCACCGACCACUGGCAAGUUUAUUAUUGCCAAGAAGCAAAAUGGUACAGCACUUCGAACUAAUAGCUUAGGAUCAGGAACACGUACCAGUCCUUUACAAUUAGAUCGAAAACAACCAAGCAAGUUCUCUGCAUUAGGUAAACUUUUCAAACCAUGGAAAUGGAAACGAAAAAAGAAAUCGGAAAAAUUUGAAACAACAUCUAGAAAUUUGGAAAGGAAGAUCUCAGUACGAGCAAAUCGAGAUGAAUUAAUCCAGAAAGGAAUCUUGUUUUUAGAUAGUCCAAUGGCUCAAACACACACGAUCUCUGAAUCAGAUAAUUCACCCCAACUAAAUCAAACUUCAAGUGGAACAACUACUUGUGUUACCGUCACUUCUAAUAUUGGUUCAUCAUUGCUCUUCCAACAGCAACAAAAUAGAUAUUCUAACCAAUUUAUGAAUGACUUGAACAAAGAUAACAAGACUGAAACGGUGCAAGGCCAUAAUGAGCCAGUAGAAUUAAGUUUUGAGCAGCAGCAGCAGCAGCAGCAGCAGCAUGUUGCUGAACAGCCUAGUAGCUCAAAGCCUGAACGACCUAACUCGCUCACGGGUCCUGGUGGCACGCUCACCAGACGCCUGUUCUGUUACCAUGCACCUAAUCAGUCCUUAUUGGUAGGAUCAGGUCAGUCACCUACGAGACCUCCAAAUUCACUAUUGCCAUCAGGUUGUGAAUCUCCAAAGUUAAAUUGUGAUAGGACAUCUUCGAUGAUUAUGCCUGGACAAAAUAUGUCACAGAUGGCCAGUGGUGUUAGGACAGGCUAUUAUCAUUCCAGCCCUAGGAUGAUGUAUAACAAUCAUCCUGGGCAUUCAUCAUUAAUGCUUUCUGAUUUACCUGAACCCCCUAUACCGGUGUCUGAAGUCGGUCCAAUACCUCCACCACCCAUGUUCAGCUCACCAGCUCAACAAUCAUACUUAUACCAACAUAACAAUCGUCAAAAUCAUCGUGCCAAUGAUAACAAUGACGAGGAAAUGGAAAUGGCAACUAAUGAAGAUGAUUAUGACGAUGAGGACUAUGAUGAAGAAGAAGAUGAUGAUGAUGAUGAAGAAGAAGUAGAUGAUGAUGACGAUUCUAAUGGAUUUAGAAUAAGAAGUCGUCACAAUUUUCCUAGUCAUAUAGAGCAGAUUCCUGCUAAAGAACCUGUUUUUAAUGCACAACCUCUUAAGUCAGCACUGAAAAAACCAUCUACGCCUAAUCAAAGUCAAGAAUCAUCACAAUUGCUCAAUGGUGCUAAUCGUCCAGUAGUGUUUGGAAUUUCACUUCCGUGUUCAUUACAAGAGAAUAAAGAAAAUGCUAGACCUAAUGAGUCUAGUGAUGAUGACAGUUCUGGUGAUGGACCUAUAUUGUACAGAGAUGAUAAUUUAGACAAUCGAUUGGCCGAAAAAAUUGCAAGGAAAGACAGUCUUGCUAUUAAACUGGCUUUGCGUCCCAAUCGACAAGAGCUCAUUAAUCGUAAUAUUCUUCAAGUUCAGAGUGAUAAGGAGCGACAAGAAACAAAAGAAGUGAUUGGUGCACGUCUUAUUAGACGUUUGAGCAUGCGUCCAACACAGGAAGAACUUGAAGAAAGAAAUAUCUUAAAAAAACAAACAGCUGCGGAAGAAAAAAAAUUAAAAGAAGAAAAGAAACGCAUGUUAUUAAGAAAAUUAAGUUUUAGGCCAACAGUUGACGAAUUGAAAGAAAAAAAAAUUAUUCGAUUCAAUGAUUACAUAGAAGUAACACAAGCACACGACUAUGAUCGACGGGCUGAUAAACCAUGGACACGGUUGACAACCAAAGACAAAGCAGCUAUACGAAAAGAACUAAAUGAAUUUAAAAGCUCAGAAAUGGAAGUGCAUCAAGAAAGUAAACAUCUUACCAGAUUUCAUAGACCGUGA